AGAAACUUCUCGAACUAACCAAACACCUCCAACGAGCCUUUUUUAGUUCCCUCCUUCAAUCAUUGUUAUCAGAGCCUUGAAACCAAGCAAACAGUAGUACCCUCCCAUUGAAGCAAAUCCACAAGCAUCUGGUAGCCAUGGCAGAAGACGGAGCUGUAACACUCUACAACAACACUGCCAUCACCGACCACAAGCAAAACCCGGUCUCCAUCAAAGUGGGCCUCGCACAAAUGCUCCGUGGCGGAGCCAUUCUCGAAGUCUCAUCGCCCAACCAGGCCAAAAUCGCCGAAGAAGCAGGCGCCUGUUGUUUACUCGUCACUGAACCGAAUCCCCGAGGCAUCUCACGCAUGCCGGAUCUUGGUCUCAUCAAACAGAUAAAACGGGCCGUUUCGAUCCCCAUCAUGGCUCGCUCCCGCGUUGGCCAUUUCGUUGAAGCCCAGAUACUCGAACGAGUCGGCGUCGAUUACAUUGACGAAAGCGAGGUUUUAGCCUUAGCCGAUGAGGAGAAUUUUAUCAACAAGCAUAAUUUUAGGUGCCCCUUUGUUUGCGGCUGCAAGAACCUUGGCGAAGCGUUAAGUAGAAUUAGGGAAGGAGCUGCGAUGAUUAGAACACAAGGAGACUUGUUAGGCACUGGUAACAUUGUUGAAACGGUUAAAAACGUCAGGUAUGUGAUGGGUGAAAUUAGGAUCUUAAAUAACAUGGAUGAAGAUGAAGUAUUCGCAUUUUCAAAGAAAAUUGCAGCCCCUUACGACUUGGUUGCUCAAACCAAGCAAAUGGGGAGACUGCCAGUGGUUCAGUUUGCCGCUGGUGGAAUCGUGUCUCCGGCAGAUGCUGCAUUGAUGAUGCAGUUAGGGUGUGAUGGUGUUUUUGUGGGGUCAGAAGUGUUCGAUAAUUGCUUGGAUCCGUAUAAGCGUGUUCGAGGAAUCGUGGAGGCGGUUAGGCAUUAUAACGAUCCUCGUGUUUUGGUCGAGAAUAGUUGUGGGUUGAAGGAGACGGCGGGGCUUAAUGUCGGUGAGGAAAGGAUUGAACAGUUCGGAGAAUGAGGAGUUUGAUCAAAUAAUGCAUCUUCUAUUUACUUCUUGUUGAUGUUAUUGUUGAGAAUAUGGGUUCACUUGUUUUAGUUUUGCUAUGGUUAUAUUUAUAUAUACUGUAUUUUGUAUGCUAAACUAAUACAAAAAAAUGAACUAGAAUAAGUUGGUCAUCAGUCUUUCAACAUCGUCUUGUAUGUUGAACUGUUUGAGGCUAUAUAUAAUGAAGGAAUGAACUAGAAUAAUUGGUUGA
Hibiscus syriacus is the source of this 1281-nucleotide messenger RNA. RefSeq names its product pyridoxal 5'-phosphate synthase-like subunit PDX1.2. The transcript has a single exon. The record is from RefSeq and is a predicted model, not a curated record. Gene Ontology annotation, biological process: amino acid metabolic process; pyridoxal 5'-phosphate biosynthetic process; pyridoxine biosynthetic process. Gene Ontology annotation, molecular function: amine-lyase activity. The coding region runs from base 138 to 1043 and encodes 301 amino acids. NCBI's taxonomy places the organism in Eukaryota, Viridiplantae, Streptophyta, Magnoliopsida, Malvales, Malvaceae.